AUGACUUGUUCAGCAAUAUACUUUUGUGAUGAAAAUCGAAAAUCUUUAAUAUCAAAAAUAUAUCGAGAAACAACUAGUUCAAUAACAAUUUUUCGUGAAUAUUUAUGGAAAAAUCAAGAUGCACUUGAAAAUAUGCCAUUUUUUAUUUUUGAAAAUAAUUUUUAUAUGUACAUAAAAAUCAAUGAUAUUUAUAUAAUAGGAGUUAUGGAAGAAAAUAAUACUUCUAAUGUUAUGCUUAUUAUAACAUUUUUAUAUAAAAUUAAAGAUUUGUUGGUGUCUUUGUUAGGUGAAUUAACAGCUAUAAAUGUUAAUAAAAAUUUAAUUUACAUUUAUGAGUUAUUAGAUGAAAUAUUAGAUUUUGGUUAUCCACAAAUAUCUGAAAUUAAUGUUUUAAAAAGUUAUGUUAUGCAGAAUGGAAAGAAAACUAAAAGACAGAUUAUGGUACCUCCAACUGUUACAAAUGCUGUUAAUUGGAGGGUACCAAAUAUUUAUCAUCUUACUAAUGAAGUUGGUGUAAAAUUAACAGAAAAAAUUGACAUUACCAUUAAUAAAGAAGGUUCUAUUGUAGAAUAUACAAUUAAAGGAUUUAUUGACCUUUUUGCACAACUUUCUGGUAUGCCAAAAGUUACAUUUAAAGUGUGUGAAAAAUUUAAAGAAUUACUUGGUACUAGAAACAUUUAUGAUCACCGUGGUUUUCAUUUAGAUAAUAUUAAAUUUCAUCAUUGUAUUUUUAUGACAAAAUUUGAAGACUAUAAAGAGAUACAAUGUAUACCACCAGAAGGAAAAACAAAUUUAAUAUCAUAUCAAUUGACACCAGAAUUUUCACUCAAACCAAUAAUUGAAUGUAAUUGUACACUAUUAAAACCUAGUUCUUCAAGAGUUAUAUAUAAUUUAUCUUUAAAAUCAAAUUAUAGAGCAUAUCGAUAUGCAACUUUUAUACAGGUUGCUAUUCCAAUAUCAAGAGAUUGUUUUAAUUUGAAAUACACAAGUUCUUUUGGUAAAAUUAUUCAUCAAAAAGAUAAUAAUGCUUUGAUUUGGAUGUUUAAAAAUUAUCCUGGACAAAAGGCAAGCCAUUCAAGAGCUGAAUUUUCUUUAUCUACAAUUAAAAGUGAAAUUGAGGAGAAGAUUCCGAGAAUUUUAACUUUACAAUUUACAAUAAAUGAUGUUUUAAUGUCAGAUGUUUCUAUCAAAUCUGUAAAUAUCUCAGAAAAGUAUGAUGUAGUAGCUUACUGUCAAACAAAAACAUCAUCAGGAAAUUAUACUAUUCGUUUCUAA
This is a messenger RNA of Strongyloides ratti, 1275 nucleotides long. RefSeq names its product Clathrin adaptor, mu subunit family and Clathrin adaptor, mu subunit, C-terminal domain and Longin-like domain-containing protein. The transcript has 2 exons. Gene Ontology annotation, cellular component: clathrin adaptor complex; cytoplasmic vesicle. Gene Ontology annotation, biological process: intracellular protein transport; vesicle-mediated transport. Bases 1 to 1275 code for a protein of 424 amino acids. The record is from RefSeq and is a predicted model, not a curated record. NCBI's taxonomy places the organism in Eukaryota, Metazoa, Nematoda, Chromadorea, Rhabditida, Strongyloididae.